CCUCGAAAUCACUUCACGUUAUAAGUAGAAGCAGUCCACUGCAGAGCAGCAAGAUACCAUCUCUCUCCUUCUGACAACUUCAACGGACCGCUGCGACUUCGUCGCGGUCUCCUUGCUGGAAUUAUUUGAGCGGCCAAUUAGAGAGAAAAGAUUGAAGAAAUCCGACAUGGAAUUUGUGAAACUAUUACUGAAGAUCGCGAUGAUGUUCAUCAUCGUGACGGCUCUCCCUUUUAAUGAUAAUCCAGAAGAUGGCUCACAGACCGCUGUUAAUUACCGUUUACCGGACAAUGCGGUGCCUGUGCACUACAAUAUCAAGUUGAUACCGUACAUCGUAGAAGAUAACUUUACCUUCGACGGCGAGUCGAACAUUGAUAUCGUGAUUUGCCGCGCGACGCGAGACUUACAUUUACAUGAGAUGGAAUUGACAAUAGACGAGGAAGCGACGUCUUUGGUCAGCAGUGACGAUGUCGUUUACACACCGAAAGCACAUAAUUACGACAACGUAACGCAAAUCUUGAAUCUCAAUUUCAACGACGAGCUGUCGCCCGGACACUACACUCUGAAUAUAAAAUUUGUCGGUAUUUUGAAUGAUAAGUUGGAGGGUUUCUUCAGAACAUCAUACCAAAAUGAAGAAGAUUAUAAAGUGUGGUUGGCCGUAACGCAUUUCGAGGCGACCUCAGCGCGUCGUGCUUUCCCAUGCUGGGACGAGCCGGCAUUAAAAGCUACCUUCAACAUCUCCAUAAAGCACCAACAAAACUACACGGCUCUGUCAAAUAUGCCGGCGCGAGCACAUUCAGACGAAUGCGACGAAGACGGCAUGAUAUGGACUCACUUCGAUACAACUCCCAUCAUGUCCACUUAUCUAGUGGCGUUCGUGGUGUCCGAUUAUAUACGAAUUCCUAACGCGGACGGAACCGUCAAUAUGUGGUCCAGAUCGGAAUUGGCACCGUAUUCAACAUGGGCGCAGCAGAUUGCUCAGCGAAGUGGAGAGCUGUUGACGCAAUACACCAACAGUACUGACAAAAUGCCAAAAAUGGACCACGUAGCAUCUCCGGAAUUCUCAGCUGGUGCCAUGGAGAAUUGGGGACUCAUUAUUUACACAGAAGAUGAUUUUACGUAUAAUGAAGCAGUAGAUACCACGAAACAAAAACACAGAAUAGCUGUGGUGGCUGCGCAUGAAAUGGCCCAUCAAUGGUUUGGUAAUGUAGUCAGCCCGUUAUGGUGGAGCUACAUAUGGUUGAAUGAAGGAUUUGCGUCGUUCUUCGAAAGUUAUAUUCUCGAUAAGAUGUUUGAGGAUUGGCGAAUGAUGGAUCUCUUUGUGAUCGAAAAGCAACAUAGCGCUUUCCAAUAUGACGUUGCUAAGGAAGUAAUGCCCAUUUCAGCAGAAGUCAAUAGUCCCGAAGAAAUAAACUCGCUCUUCGAAAUCUCCAGUUACCGCAAAGCACCCGUUAUAUUGCGCAUGUUGCAACACUUCGUGACAGACAAAGUAUUUCGAAAUGGUCUUAUUAAAUAUUUAAACACGCAUCAGUUCAGCUCAGCUACUUCCGACGAUCUGUGGAACGCCUUGCAAGCAGCCCUAGACGAAUCGGAUGUUCCGCACAAUGACUACAAAUUGAAGGAUGUAAUGGAUACCUGGAUAACGCAAAGGCAUUAUCCUGUGGUACACGUGACCCGAAACUACGAUACCGGCGAGGUAAUACUGACGCAAGAACAUUUCCGUCCUGAUGAAAAAAGCAACGAAAAGGAUGCAGUCGACCAAGAUAAAUGGUGGAUACCUAUAACAUUUACCACACAAUCGAAUCCCGAUUUCUCCAACACCGUGCCCACUUAUUGGCUGAAGCCGCAGGAUCAAAAUAUAACUAUUAGCGGGAUUGACUCGAAUGACUGGCUCAUAAUUAACUUACAACAGACAGGAUAUUAUCUUGUCAAUUACGAUGAAACGAAUUGGAAGAAAAUUGCGGACUAUCUCGAUACCGACGACUAUAAGAAAAUACACGUGCUCAAUCGGGCUCAGCUCAUCAAUGAUGCGUAUCAUUUCCUGAUGGCGAAUCAACUCAAUUUCUCCACGUUCCUGGAUAUCGCGAUUUAUCUGGUGAAAGAAAUGGAGUAUAUACCGUGGUAUACUAUGUUCACCAUUUUCUCUGUUCUGUCUGAUGUCUUUAAAAUACUGGGAGUCGAGUUUCUCAAGGAACCCCUGUUUGAAACGGUAAACGGUCUCGUGGAGAGUGUAGGAUAUGAGGAAAGUUUAACCGAGGAUGACUUUACGAAGCUGAAGAGAGUUGCAGCUUUAAACUGGGCAUGCCAUUUCGGUCAUCCAGAAUGCAGAAGAAUGGCCACCGCGAAAUUAGACGAAUAUCUUGAGGAUCCCGAAACGCACAAGAUUCCGCCGAAUCUGAAGGAGUGGACGUUAUGUAAAGGCAUGAUGAACGCAAGCUUGUCCACUUGGAACAAAAUGUUCGACAGAAUGCAGAUGAACGAUUCGGACUAUAUGAUUCUAAUUUACUUGGCAUGCUCCGAAAAUACUGAGAUCAUCAUCAAUUAUUUGAAUGUAAACGACUCGAUAGUAGAUGAGUAUAUGUACCACACAAUCUAUGACGAAGUUUUGUCAAAGCACGCAAACAAAGAUCCAAUAUUUGACUAUGUAUUAGCAAACAUGGAGAAAAUAAUAUCCAGAGGGAUCGAAGAACGUUACGCAUUAGACGUUAUUAUCAACAAUGUAUUUUCCUCGCAAAAACUUGAUAAGAUGAACGAAUUCGUGAAAACUAAUUACAAAGAAGACAAAGAUUUAAUUGAAUACGUUAGUGAAAAGCUGAACGGCCGCUCUGAUAAACUGUUGAAAUAUGUCAUAAAUUUCAUAUCAUAAAUUUCAUAUCAUAUAAUUUCAUAUCAUCAUAAAGACAGUUGAAGAUGAGUGAAAAUAAAGUCGAGAGAGAGAGAGAAAGAUCACGCGAUCGAUGCAAGACAAAUAAAAUUAAAAAUGGUAAAAUGAAGCAAAUCUAUAAGCUGCAGUAAACAGAUUUAUAUCUUAUAACAUAACCAAAGUCGAUUAUUUCAGUUGUUUAUUUCUUGCUCGCUCUUUCUUAAAGUAUUUUCAAAGUUUGCCAUAACCGUUUCUUCGAUAAUCGGGGACACAGGUUAAUCGUAUCAAUUAUUCACCAUCGUAGACCCGUAUGAAAUAACAAUACAGCAUGAUCAUCCGAUGUUCUUAACCAGCAUUCCGAAUAUUAUGUAAGGUAUACUAUAUAUAUAAUCAUGUUAUAUAACGUUCUAAUAAAUAAAUCCAUA
Harpegnathos saltator (Jerdon's jumping ant) is the source of this 3285-nucleotide messenger RNA. Its product is annotated as aminopeptidase N. The transcript is spliced from 12 exons. The record is from RefSeq and is a predicted model, not a curated record. Gene Ontology annotation, molecular function: peptide binding; zinc ion binding; metalloaminopeptidase activity. NCBI's taxonomy places the organism in Eukaryota, Metazoa, Arthropoda, Insecta, Hymenoptera, Formicidae. Gene Ontology annotation, cellular component: cytoplasm; membrane. Gene Ontology annotation, biological process: proteolysis; peptide catabolic process. Bases 167 to 2863 code for a protein of 898 amino acids.